UCACACAUAAAAUAAAAGAGGAAAGCGUAAAUAAAAUGCCAAUCGCAUUGUGAUUAUUGUAGUGUAGUGAAGUGCUUAUUCAAUUUAAGCUAGAGAAGAAAACCUAAGCCAAGGGAAAGCAAGGAUAGGGAAAGACAAGGAAAAGCUGAGUUAAGUAAGAGGAAAACAAAUCUUGGACAUAUGCAACAACUGGAUACGGAUACGCCACUGAAGCUUUAAACAGCGCGAAUCAGCACCACUCUCCCCCACCCGCUUCAAGUCAACAUGCACCUGUACCUAGUACUGAUCUCGUGUCUGGUGAGCUCAACGCACUGCUGGCAGUUCGAUGGCGGAGGUCAGCGAUGGUCGAGGAAUACGGCCAGGGUGCAGGCACGAGGACCAUCGCCACCGUUGCCGCCAGGAGGCGGAGGCCGAAUAUCGGCGGCAUUGUUGGGCUCACAGCAACAGGACAUACUCUAUGCCUGUCCUCUCAACUCGAUGUGCCAGUGUGCCGGUCUGCCCAACGAGACUCACACGCUGAUUGAGAUUAAUUGCAACGAGGUGGCACUGUACAAGUUUCCAGAGUUCAUGCACAGCAGCGUGCGGUAUAUCGAAAUGUCCAACACACAUCUGCAGAGUGUCGACGAUGAGACAUUCCAGGGACUGCGUCUGAAGACACUGAAGCUACUCGACAACGAGCUGCAAGAUAUAUCCCAACGGAGUUUCAG
Molecule: messenger RNA, 707 nt
Organism: Drosophila guanche
Lineage: Eukaryota; Metazoa; Arthropoda; Insecta; Diptera; Drosophilidae
Exons: 3
Source: RefSeq, a predicted model, not a curated record